UGUUGUAUUGCCUUUAAUCACUAGCUCAGCUGCCCUCUCGGUUACGAAAUGUUGAGCCACCUGCGAGGCAAAACUCACUGACUUUGUACGGUACCGAGUGUUUUUACCAUGCAGAAACAAUCAUAUGCUGCAGAAACAAUCAUAUGCUUCUACACUUAAUUACAUUUUUAGUCCACCUUUCCGUUCGUUCUAAAUAGAAUUCCUUUCCGACAUGUUUGGUGACGCCUGUUGUGACCUGUGUUCGAUACAUGAAACUCUUGUCAGCUUCAUCGCGCACACACACUCACACAAACGCGCGCGCGCUCACACACGCACACAUACACACACGCACAGCCAUAAGUGAAUGACGGCAGGUCGCCAUGGAAACUGCGUUACGCUCCGGGCACCCGGAGAAGAAAACAAGAGUGCGAGGACUGAGUGGAGUAUUCAUUUCAGCACCCAGCGUCUCGUGGACAGCGCCCGGGUGAAGUGGAGCAGCCUCACAUGUCUGGUCAGGGACAGAGCCGCAUGCAGAAGCAGCAGAAGCAGCAGCAGUAGCGAGCCUCGCCAACGUGGUUCCAGACUUCCAAAUAAAAAACAAGACUCUCAGACCAACUCGACGUGAAUCGCGGUGGUUCCACGAGGUUUGAUCCCGGUUGCGGGAAGAGGAGCCAGUCGCUCUGCCUCAGCAACAGGCAUCAGCAUGUCUGAAAUGAAAUCCAGUCAGCGGUUCCACAGCCUGAAGCCUGAGCAAGUGGCAGUUCUCCAUCAGGUUUUGUCAGACAUUGUUCCCAUCCACGGCCGCGGGAACUUUCCAACCCUGGAACUCCGUCCUCGAGACAUCAUCAUCGCUGUACGGGCUAGUCUGCGGAAGCAAGGCAUCAUCGUUAGAGACGUGCGCCUCAAUGGCUCCACGGCAAGCCAUGUUCUGGUCCAAGACAACAAAAUGAGCUACAAAGACCUGGAUAUUAUUUUUGGAGUGGAGCUGCCCAGUCAAGAGGAGUUCCAGGUGAUCAAAGAGUCAGUACUUGGUUGCUUGCUGGACUGCCUGCCAGCAGGGGUCAACAGAGAGAGGAUCAGCAGUGCAACAAUGAAAGAGGCCUAUGUCCAAAAGAUGGUCAAAGUCUUUAAUGAGCAGGACCGCUGGAGCCUCAUCUCCUUGUCCAACAACAGUGGCAAAAACCUGGAGCUCAAAUUUGUAAGCAUGCUGAGGAGGCAGUUUGAGUUCAGCGUUGAUUCCUUCCAAAUCAUUUUGGAUCGUCUUCUUGAAUCCUAUCUGCAGGAGUCACUGCACAAGCAUAAUGUUACACCGAAGGACCAAGAGGUAGAGAACAAAGAUGGUUCUUCUCUGCUUAAGCAGGGUAGCGCUGCAGGAACUGAAAAAUCGAAAUUUAAAAAUGCAUCCCUUUUAGAAGAAGGGGCUCAUAUUACCAACACUGAACAGAAGGAUGACAUGCAUGGAAAAGAAGAUACAAUGCAAUCAACAAAACAUUCCACACAGGAAGACAAUAACAAAGAAAAAACACCCACAGAGCUAAAUGAGCACCAAGAAAACUUGAAUGAACCCAAACUCCCUGGGCAUGCAUCUUUAAAAAUGAUCGCAGGAGAGAAACCAACCACUGAGACCGAUGUGGCGGAAUAUAAACUCAACGACGCGAUGCAGCCCUCAGACUCAACUGAAUGCUCAGCGCACUUGGAACCAGUAUUUUCAAAUCACGAUGCACCUUGUGAUAAACAGGAAGUACUCACGGAGAAAACAACUGGACUGACAAAGACCACACAGCCAACGCCGACAGAGUCCGUAAGACUGACAAAUAACUGCGACAGCAGAGAAUCAUCCGAGAACACCGAGACCUCAAAAAGUUUAGAUGAGCGUGAGAAAGAUGAAACACGAUGGUUGUGUAACCCAGAUGUUGACACAUCUUCUCAUCUAAGGGCAGACAACACCUUAAAGAGCGGAAAAAAAGAUCAAAUUGAUGUACUGAUUAAUGCAGAGCUUCAAGGGGACAUAGGAAAAAGUCAUCCAUCAAAAAAAAAUUUCACACCGGAAGAAAAGACGGAGCGCACACAGGCUGAUGGGUGUGUUUCUUCCAUCGCCGCCACACCGCUUUCACCCAACAGCGCUGUAGAAACACACAGCGCACAGAUUGAAAAAUCACGUGACAGAGUUGACAGCAUGGCAGACACUCAGGACACACUUGCACCACCCAGCCUUGUUACUGACGAAAAGGCAUUCUGUCCACCUUCUUGUAAAGUUUCAGAAAGACUCUCUCAUAUGGUGGUGCUUAAGCACUCAUCUCCUAAACCUCCGCGUAGGAUGUGCAGGAAGGUUGCCUCCAUGCCUGACCCUGUGCCAGCCUUUGAGAGUGACUCCAUAUCAGAUUCCAGUUUAGAUCCAAACUCUUCCUCAAGCCCUGAACCUGAUCUUCAUGGUAAACUAAGACUUGGGCCCAGUCUUGUUACGGCUACUGGUUCAGACCCCACAAGAGUCACACUCUCGAUGAUGACAGUCCCUGGGAUCGAAAACAGUCCAAACAGCAACCUGUCAUCAAAUCUGGACUUCCGCUUCACUCCUGAUCCCGCCCCAGAUUCCAUUUCCGCUGAACCUCUGGAUCCAAAAUCUUCUGAGUUAAUCACAGAGUGUUUGUGCGGAACGGACAUUCAAACCCGUGAGGACAGACUAGCUGAUCAAAGGCAGUCUUCCACCGAAAAUACUACUUUGCAAGUGAAACAAAACGAAUCUCCCGAUAGCCUGAAGUCGCUAGUUUCACAUAGUGAUAAAUGUCACUCAAAUACCCAAGAAUCUGAAAGCAAUGAGGAGGAGGAGAACAACAUUGAUAAGCCAAGUGGCAGCAGCGAAAAAUCCUCACCUCUACAAAAGACCCCUCCGCCCCAAUCACCUUCCUCUUCGCGCAGUGUCACCCCGCUAGUUUCAUGCCUCCCGCCUCCUGUACUCAGUUUCUCACCUCCCUGCUACACCCCUUCGCCCCCAAGCCUCAGCCCACCCCCAUGCUUGACACCCCCCUCUCACUGCCUCUCGUCUUCGACGCUGCACACUGCCGGUUCCGCCACCAGUUACAGUUCUCCUUCCCUCGGCUUCAGCCCUACAUCGUCCUGCAUCAGCUCCCCUCCUUAUCUCACCCCUCCUAUGCUCAGCCUCAGCCCUCCCCCUGUCUGUCUAACUCCUCCUUCUCCGUGCCUCAGCCCUCCCCUCCUCUGCUUCACUCCUCCAGUGGAAUCAGAGGAUCCCGCGUUUCAGAUAUCCUCAGACGCUGGGUCUCUGAUUGACAACUCAGACAGUGAAGAACAGAUUGUCGAGCCUUCUACCCUGCACCCAGCUUCUGUCUUGCAACUGGAGGAUAAAAGAGAGCAGACUUAUGUUUCUUUGUUGACUCAGGUUCCAGAGCCUGUCUCUUUUCCGAUCACACUACCAAGUGCAACCUCACAUGCGCUGCCCCAGUGUGCAGACCCAAGCGAAGCUGCCCCUCCAAACACAAAUGAUGCAUUUAGCUCGGCGCCUGAGAGCAAAGAGGCCCCAAAAACAAAUGCAGACGUGUCUGAGCAGAUCGCAGCUCCUCAAGAAGCGGGCUGUGUCCCUGCUGUCGAGGUCCUGGCCGAGAGCAUGUAUGGUGACUUUGAGGCCGCCAUGGAUCACCUGCGCUACCGCUUAAUCGCUACAAGGAAUCCUGAAGAGAUUCGAGGUGGCGGCUUGUUGAAAUACAGCAACCUCCUGGUCAGGGACUAUCGACCGGCCAGUGAAACUCAAAUAAAGACACUGGAACGUUACAUGUGCUCACGCUUUUUCAUUGAUUUCCCCGACGUGCAAGAGCAGCAGAGGAAGAUCCUGUCCUACUUGAAGAAUCACUUCAUUGGAGAGGAGAGAAGCAAGUAUCAGUACCUAAUGACACUACGCCGCGUGGUGGAUGACAGCACGGUGUGUCUGAUGGGCCAUGAGAGGCGCCAGACUCUCAACAUGAUCACGGUGCUGGCACUGAAAGUUCUCGGGGAGCAGAACAUUAUCCCGAACACAGAUCAUGUCACAUGCUUCUAUCAGCCUGCUCCAUACCUUGCUGAGCACAACAGCCCCUACCUGACGGAACCCAGUUACUGCAGCUACUACAUCCCCCAAGGGGGAUCAACUCUCCUUUACCAACCAUACCCCUUGCACAUGCACACACAAACGGGACUAGUUUAACUGUGAAGAAAAUGUGCCUGAAUAGGUACACAAAACACGCAGCAAAGGAAAAAAACCUACCUGUUAUGAGCUAAGAGCUGGAGAAUGGAAGUAGCUUUGGCCUCUCACAGACUUUUCAGUGAGUACCUGGGGGCUGUACUUCCAGUGGUCCUCUAAAGUUAAAACAAGAUUAUUAGUCAUGAUUUUGGGGAGGGGGGAGGGGAGAUAUUUGGUAUCAUUCCUAAAAAUACUGUGCGCCCAUGAGUGAUAACCGUUUGAGAUACCUGGGACCAAAGAUGAGUUUCUGACCUUCUCAGACAUGCAAACAUACUUCCAGAUUCUUGGAUUCCGAUAUGUCCUUUUCCUGUUCCUACUACUGUGUUGUUCUGAUUGGGUUUGUUUAGAAUUUGGACCUUGCCUGUGAUAUAUAUUGUGCAUGGACUACAUCGGACUGUUCUCUCACUGCCAAAUGCUGUGUGACUAUGUUCCCAAGACGGUUUAAUGUAAAUGUUGUUUUCAUGUACUGAAGAGUUCAUUUUGAAGACGUGUACAACGAUGGAUUUUUCAAUUUGUGAAGUGAUAUGUUCUUUCGUGCAUGCAGACAUAUGAACACCACGCAUAUUGUAAAAUUGAUGGGAAACCAGAUAAUGCAUGAGCAACUCGACAUAGCGUACAUAUAUGACACAAUGCAAAGGCUUUUAAGUCAAUUGAAAUUUCUCUAUUUUUGCAAGACUUUCCAAGACUAUACUCAACGGUCAUCCUGCUGGUUGUUCACAAUGCCUUUGUAACAGACUGUACAGCAUACCGGUUACAGUAUGUUGUGUGUGAAUAAACAAUCCGUCAUUUUCAGGUAAACUGUGAGAAAAUGUGCCGGAUUCCUUUUCUUUUUUUCCUUUUUGUGGAAUACUUUAUGUAGUCAUGUGACGUACUUGACGAUUUAGUUUACAUGACAAAGGUGGUCAAAUUAUAACCAUCUUUGCGUCACAAGAAUGGAUGAGGUAGAAGCAAUUGCCUUUGAACGACUGACUCGUCUCACAGUGAAUCAGCAUUCACGAUCUACAUGAUACACUGUAAUUCCAUAACAAUUUCAAAGCAGUUUGGAUCUAAUUUAAAGUGACAGAAACCAUGACCAAAGAUGGUUGGGCAGGGAAAUCAAGUGCCUAAUUGAAAGAAAUAAGAGUCUUUAUCUUACCGCACCCCGCACUGGGGGUGUUAACGGGGUGGGUCUGGACCUGGGUUGCAGUUUCCGUGUUUCAAUGUUGACCCCGUCACUCCUGCCUGUUUUGAAGUCUUCUUAAAUGUACUUGUUUGUUGUAGUUUAUUCAUGUACCUUUUAAUAAAUAAAG
This is a messenger RNA of Hippocampus comes (tiger tail seahorse), 5499 nucleotides long. It is a transcript of the gene tent5d, whose product is annotated as terminal nucleotidyltransferase 5D. The record is from RefSeq and is a predicted model, not a curated record. The transcript is spliced from 3 exons. Gene Ontology annotation, molecular function: poly(A) RNA polymerase activity; RNA binding. Gene Ontology annotation, biological process: mRNA stabilization. The coding region runs from base 683 to 4174 and encodes 1163 amino acids. Lineage: Eukaryota; Metazoa; Chordata; Actinopteri; Syngnathiformes; Syngnathidae.